AUGAACUCCUACAAAGAGCAAUUUCAGAGAUCUCUCGAUGCUAAACAAGAUUGCACACUACGCAUCACAUAUCCAAUAUAUGCAAUAAGCAAUUUAUAUCAAACUACAAAACCCUCCGAUAUGUGGGAUGAUUUUAUUCUAAUAGAUAAUUUUCAACUUUAUGAUAUUCCACCGUCAUUUAGCAGAAUAAAGUUUGUUGAAGGUAUUGAACUUGAAGAUUGGUUGAUUGAAAAGCUUGCAAAGUCAAAUUUAAGAUCGAUUCAUAUUAACUCAUGGGUUGGUCACUCUCGCACCGAAAUGGGAUUACCAUCAAAUAUCAAGGAAAUCAUUAGCAGUUGUCAUCUACCAAAACCAUCAUUGUUUCCUCUUGAACUCGAGAGAUACGAAUUAAUAUCUUGGUAUACCAAAUUCUCUAUUAGUGUCGUAACGUCAGAGUUACCAAGAACACUUAGAGUAUUCAAAACAAGUUUACUUAGACACUUUAAUGCAGUUGACAUUGGCUCUUUUCCGCCGAAUCUUGAAGAGUUGCAUUUGUUCGCAGAGAAAGACCAGCCAUCUGAUGACACCACACAACUUCCAUCGACUUUGAAACACCUUUCGAUAUCAACAAGUUGGUUGAAAAACAUCUGUGAUCUCAAAUCAAUUGAAACACUUAAAUUGAUCUACCGGAAUGAUGUUUCACUAAGACAAGAUGACAUUCCAUCGUAUAUCACUCAUCUCACUUUAUGUAAUCAUGGUAUGGAGAAAUCAUUUACAAAGGAGCUCAUUCCCAAGAAUAUCAAAUAUUUGAAAUUGGAAUAUAAUAUUUUGUUUUAA
This is a messenger RNA of Heterostelium album PN500, 816 nucleotides long. RefSeq lists its product as uncharacterized. The transcript is spliced from 2 exons. The coding region runs from base 1 to 816 and encodes 271 amino acids. NCBI's taxonomy places the organism in Eukaryota, Evosea, Eumycetozoa, Acytosteliales, Acytosteliaceae. The record is from RefSeq and is a predicted model, not a curated record.